AUGAGAAAUAAUAAUACAAUUGGUUAAAGUUAGUAGAGUAUUUACAGUAGAUAAAAAUAUAUAUAAUAUCUCAAAAAGAAAAACUAUCAAGCUUUAAAACCAUGCUAUAAUAUAUUUGUUUUAGCAUUUUAUUAUGGUUUAUUUGCUCAAUUUAUUAUUUUUUAUUUGAUAACAUAGGUCGAAAAUAAAUAGAAUAAUAAUUAAAACCUAUUGUCAAAUUUCAAUGUAUACCUACUAUUCUUAUUACUUAAUUAAGAAAUAUUUUUAUUUUUUGUUUUUAUACCUUCUCAAUCUUUCAAAAUAAAAUCACUCACUAAUAACAGUCUAUUUCAAUCAAAUAGAAAGAGUGUGAAAGUAAAAUAAAAAUGCUCAACAAAUUAAAAGGCUUUAUAAUUUCUGGUUUAAUUGCUAAAAUAAAUUUUGUAGCCACACAAUUUACUUCUCGCUUUUAUCUUUUCAUAAUAUUUACAAAAAAUAUUGAUUCUAUUUAUCUUUAUUUUGCAUAUACAAUCGCGCACAUAUAUAUUGAUACUUUGUAAAUUCCUAUGA
Molecule: messenger RNA, 549 nt
Organism: Tetrahymena thermophila SB210
Lineage: Eukaryota; Ciliophora; Oligohymenophorea; Hymenostomatida; Tetrahymenidae
Product: transmembrane protein, putative
Exons: 1
Source: RefSeq, a predicted model, not a curated record